UCGUUUAUAUAUAAUGUGUUGUACUGUGUGACAAUUAACGAAAAUUGAAUUUUUGAAAUUGUUAUAAAGUGCGUUUUAAUUCGAAAUCGGCGGUUGCGUAAAGGAUGUCCGAUUUUGUUGAUGUUUUCGCGAUUAUCUCUCAAAUGACUUUCCGACUACUCCGGUAAGAUUUUCUUUGACUAUGAGGAGGAGGCUGUUGGGUUAAACUAAUUUUUUUCGAAAAAUUCGUUCCCUAGAAACGACAAGUACUGGCUUGAGGUUGCUCUAACGUAGUGGACUAACAAGUCAGUGCUAUGGGGAUGAUUAUGUGAUGUAUACCUUAAUGUCAGUGAUAAAUGUGGAAACGCAACCACCGUGGUUCGGUUAGUGAUAGUGAUAAAUAGUGAUAAUCAAAUGGAAAGAGGAAAAUGUAACAUGGAGAAGAAUAAGUUAUUGAUACCAAUGAAAUCAAUGAGGAUGCGUGAUGGGGAAAAAGGAUUUAUCCUGGAAAAGUUAUACGUUAACAACCACCAUAUUGAUCAAUUUCGUUCUUGGAGGAGGAAACGCACACGUCAGAAAAAAGGACAUCGAAUCGAGUUUACAGGACAUACACGACGUAGCGAUCGCUAGUUUAGGAGAUUUUUGUAACAAAAAACAAUUUAAAUCCCUUACGGUACCUUUGGAUACCCUCAAAUUCGAAUCUGUUCGACAGAAAGCUGAUUUAGCAGCUACAUUGUUGCAAGAUUUAGGCGUGGCUCAUCAUAACGGUUUGCAGGAUGCCAUCUCCAAGAAUCUCAUCGUAACCGAUAAAUCAGUAUUAUCGAGUCGUAUUUUAGCUAUAAACGCCUCCACGGGAUCAAUAGUCAAUUGCGCUUGGUGGCAAAAACAAAUCUCCGAUAUCGGCGAACCGAAAAAAAUAUCAGAUACUGGAAUGGAAAUUGGACAAAGACCUAACUCCGAAUAUCCUUGGUACGUAAUAGUGUCUCAAAAUAUUGGUGUUUGGUAUAUAAUCAGAUAUAUAUUUAGGUACGAAGACGCCGAUUCUAGUCCGGGUGUUCGAUCUCCGAAAUUCAUCGAAAGUCCUCCGAACGUAGCGUAUAAAGGAUGGUGGACGUUUCCUUAUUAUUCAUGUUCGAAUAGAAAAUGGAUCGUUUCUUAUAGCGUUCCGAUACCACCGCCAGGAAGAAGAGGAUUGAAAGGAUUUUUAAGCUUAGACGUGGAUGUAUCAUACUUGGAAGUAAAUCAAUGCGAAACAAUAAGAAAUCAACAAGUGAAUAAUGAAAUUAGCAUCUUCCACGGAUCUCAUAAAUGUCACAAUUUUAGUACAAAGUGUAUCUACAGAUCAAAUCUUAAUCAAGAAACUUGGACUAGGGGAAAGUAUCAUUGUGUUUGCAGAUCAGGAUUUUAUUCCGAAUACCACCAAGGCAUUUUUAAUGGAACAUUAGUUGAAAUUGCGUGGUCCGAAUAUUUAAAAACUGGCAGUAAAUCGUGGGAAUUGAUAUUCCAGUGUAAAAAAUGUGCUCCAGGAUGUCUUUUUUGUCAAGAUCCUUCACCCUGCUUAGCUACAUAUCAUUGGCCAUUCAGGAUCACUCUUCUAACAUUCUCGAUAAUCUGUGUGAUUUGUACUAUAAUAUUAAUCCUGUAUAUGUACAAACACCGAAAACUAAAAGUUUUCAAAGUCGCCAGCCCUAUAUUUCUCAGCAUAACUUUAUUGGGAUGUGCCACAAUGUACUUAGAGAUGGCAGCUAUUUUCCCAAUUUUGGAUCAAUAUUCUUGCAUAGCUACAAAAUGGUCAAGACAUUUGGGUUUUUGCGUCACAUACACCGCACUUUUGAUGAAAACUUGGAGAGUAUCUCUAACUUACCGAGUAAAAUCCGCUCAUAAAGUGAAAUUGACUGAUAAACAACUAUUGCAAUGGAUGGUACCAAUCAUCUUGGUAAUGCUGAUAUAUCUAGGUACCUGGACAGUAUCAGAUACUCCAAACACCGAAGAAAUCGUCGAUAACGCCGGUUUAAGAUUCAAGCAGUGUUUAUACAAUUGGUGGGAUCACAGUUUGGCUAUUGGUGAAGUAUUAUUCUUAGCUUGGGGCAUAAGGGUAUGCUACAAUGUUAGGAAUGCAGAAUCUUUAUACAACGAGGCCAGAUUAAUUAGUUACGCUAUAUACAAUAUCGCCAUUGUUAAUAUAAUGAUGAUUGCGUUUCAUUUAUUCAUCUUUCCAAGGGCCGGUCCUGACAUUAAAUAUUUACUUGGUUUCAUACGGACACAACUUUCUACAAGUACCACCAUAGCAUUGGUUUUUGGCCCAAAGAUUAUAAGGGUUCUUCGUGGUCAGGGUGAUCAAUGGGACAACAGAGCGAGAUCGCGUGGAGUAACAGCUUCUUUUUCAUUAAAUGGAAUUGGUCUUGUACCAGAAGAAGCACCAGAUCUGUUUCAAGAAAACGAAGAACUUAAAGAAGAAAUACAAAAAUUGGCUGCUCAAAUCGAGUUUAUGAAAAUCAUUCAUAUGGAAAGCAACAACCGGCACGUGAAACCGAAAAGCGGGGGUUAUUUUUCCAUUCAAAACACCACCAGUUUAAUUCAUAGUCCUUUGACGAAAACAGGUCUAAAUCAACCGACUAAACCACCGGAUGAAAUGUGACAACACCUUAAGGCUACGUACGGCCUUAGAGAUGUAACGGAAUCAGCGCACUACCUCAAAGAAUACGUAACAGGCGUCGAUUGGCUCAAAACGAGUUUUAAAGCUAAAACAAAAUGCUCAGAAGAGGCAGAAGUUGUUCCUUUGUAAAUAUAGUAAUAUGUAAGAAAACAGUAAUAUUCAAUUCAACUUCCCACAUUUUAUAAUAAUCGGUCAAUUAAGAACCUCAAUUAUAUUGAAAUUAUAAAAAAUUUGGUACAAACGUAAAAAUAUUGUUUUACUAAAAAUAAAAUUGUUUACAAUAUUUUUUAAACAAGUGACAUUUUUUAUGAAUAAAUGCUAUCUAUUUGGUACAUGGUGAUGUAUUGAAAACCAAAGUCAAACUAAUGAUUUUAUAACAAUAAAACGUCUCCCUUUUUAAUUUGAACAAUGUAAAUAGAAAAUUACUAUAAAAAAUUCUCAACAUUUUUUUAAAUUUACUUGAUCUCUAUGAAAAAUGACUGAUUUUUAUAUAGUGAAUAAUAUUAGAGAGUAUGUGCUUCAAAUUGUGUGAUAUCAAAUAAUUUUAAAAUAACAAGAUUGAUAAAAUUGGUGUAAUCUUCAAGUUUAUUCAACAAAAAUAUUCAAUCUCUCACAUGAUUUCUAUUAAUAAUUUUUUUUUAAAUUAGUGACAAUAUGUCAUUCGGAAGGAACUUGAAGAAUCAAUUAAAAAAUCUCGAUGUCAAUAUGUGUUGAAUAUAUAUAACAAUUAUAUCUUAGAUUUAAUGUAUAAAUUUAUAUAUUUUUCAAAUUAGACUGCCAAAGAAGAGUAAACUAAUUCUUAAUUUGAGAAUAUUAAAAUUAUUCAGGGGCUCCAGGAGUACAAUAAACUUUUUGAAAUACCAUAUUUUUCUUGCAGCUAUUAUAAGAUGGUCAAUCAAUAUUUUAAACUUUUCCUUCAGCAUUCCAAGAUGAGCAUAUUCUAAACUACAGAUGGAGUUUGUACUAGUUUCAAAUAAAAUAUGAUAAGUUUACUUUACUUUGUUAGUUGAAAAUAGUGUGCCAUUGUCGAUAUGUUCUAGAAAAACAUGUUUGUGAUAGAUAUUAUAUUCGGUACAAAAUGUAGUCGAUGAAAUACGACAAUACAUAUUUUUUAAAUGUAUAAAUUUUUAUUUUGGAAAUAUUAAUAUAGAUACGUAUUAAAUUGUUGUUAUGUCUAAGUAUUAAUUAUUUUUUUAUUUUAUGGAGAAAAAUAUAUAACAUAUUGCGGAAGAAAAUAACUUUUCCUAUGUUUUUAACUUUUUUGUUAUGUAUACAAAUUUUCAGUAGCAAAAUUAUAUAAGAAUUGUUUUCUCUUUUCACUCUGUACAUUCGA
Molecule: messenger RNA, 3968 nt
Organism: Diorhabda sublineata
Lineage: Eukaryota; Metazoa; Arthropoda; Insecta; Coleoptera; Chrysomelidae
Product: probable G-protein coupled receptor CG31760
Exons: 16
Coding region: 464-2617 (717 amino acids)
Biological process (GO): G protein-coupled receptor signaling pathway
Cellular component (GO): membrane
Molecular function (GO): G protein-coupled receptor activity
Source: RefSeq, a predicted model, not a curated record